Pseudomyrmex gracilis is the source of this 4316-nucleotide messenger RNA. RefSeq names its product N-alpha-acetyltransferase 25, NatB auxiliary subunit (gene psidin). Gene Ontology annotation, cellular component: NatB complex; cytoplasm. Bases 286 to 2994 code for a protein of 902 amino acids. Lineage: Eukaryota; Metazoa; Arthropoda; Insecta; Hymenoptera; Formicidae. Gene Ontology annotation, biological process: N-terminal peptidyl-methionine acetylation. The record is from RefSeq and is a predicted model, not a curated record. Gene Ontology annotation, molecular function: protein-N-terminal amino-acid acetyltransferase activity; protein binding. The transcript is spliced from 10 exons.
CAAAUAUAAGGUCUGUACCUAUAUACUUUACAUCGCUUUACAUGACUUUACAGCCGGCCCGGCGAGUCAUCUCCCCGUACGCAUGUAUCGGAACGAGAAUAAAAACAUAUCUGUGCAAUAGUUACGAUCUCUCCCAGAAAGCUAUUCGGCGUGUGAAAAAAAGUGCACGUAAAAAUGUCUCAGUAAUUCAUUAAUCGAGCUUUGCCAAGCUCGAAGAUGAGACGAGGAGAUCGCGGAUUGUUCGAAUUUCUAGUUUGUUGAUUUUAUGUUAUAUCAUAAAGUAUCAUGGCGUCUAAAAUCCAUGUGGACAACACGGUGAAUGAACGACGUUUACGUCCGAUUUACGACUGGCUGGACAGCGGGAACAAUAAAAAGGCUCUUCAGGAGGCGGACAAGGUGUUGAAGAAACAUCCCACCAAUCAAUGUGCCAGGGUGUUAAAGGCUUUGGCCUUGUUACGUCUCGGCAAGGAGAACGAAUGUCUAGUUAUCAUCGACAAAGUACGAUCCGAGGUGCCAUGCGAGGAUUCCACACUACAGGCAAUGAGUAUCUGUUACAGAGAGAUACGACAACCUGACAAAAUUAGUGAAGUUUACGAAGCUGCCGCAAAAAUGGAUCCUAAUAAUGAGGAGCUUCUUACGCAUCUUUUCAUGUCGUAUGUUCGUCUUGGUGAUUACAAAAAACAACAGCAAACUGCUCUUACUUUGUAUAAACUAAAACCUAAGAAUCCGUAUUAUUUCUGGGCUGUAAUGAGUACAGUGAUGCAGGCUAUUCAUGCGGAUCAAAAAUUAGCAAAAGGAGUUAUCUUGCCUCUGGCAGAAAGAAUGGUUCUAAAAUUAGUGAGAGAAGGAAAGAUGGAAGCAGAACAAGAGGUACAGCUCUAUUUAAUGAUUUUAGAACUGCAAGACAAAAAUGAAGAAAUUUUAAAUAUAUUGUCUAGUCCAUUAGCUUCUCAUCUUUCGUAUGUGCCACAACGAAAAGCUACAAUUUUAUUAAAGCUGGAGCGUUUUCCAGAAGCUGCGAAUGCAUACCGUGAACUUAUAAAAGAGAACAGUGACAAUUGGGCAUUUUACCAAAAUUAUCUUUCGGCAGCUUUGAAGUUUCAAAAACCGACAGAAUGUUUAGAUUUUUUAAACAACAUUAUCAAUACAUCUGAAAAGAAAAUUCGGGCGCCGUACUUGGCUCGUCUAGAUUUAUUGGAACGUAUUCGUGACAGCGAGGAUUCACAGUGCAGUUUGCAAUCUGUGGACUUUAUGCGUCAAUAUUUUUUGCAAUUUGGAGAAAAAGGCUGUGUAGUUAACGAUUUGCGAUUGUAUCUUCACAUACUUACACCAAAAGCCAAACUGGAACUCCUUGAAAAACUCGAGGCAGACGUUGGCGUUAAACAAGAUGAGUUUCCAGUUACUGUACAGCAAAUACAAAGACACAUUCACUUGGAACAAUUGCGACGCAUUUCUGGCUUCCAUCAUCCGCCUUUGGCGGACAGAGAGAAACAGGAAAAAUUAGUCCAGCGACUAUGUGAUUUAUAUAAGAAGGGUAACGAACUGUGUCCAAUGCAAGACAGACUGCAAACUGACUUUUCCCCAACCGAUCCGUACGUUUUGUUAGCUACGCAUCUUCUGCAUCAGUUGUGGGUUGACACUGGUGACGCAUCUUUUCUUUACAGAGCGUUGUCGUUAUUGGAACACAGCCUCGUAUCGAGUCCUGUAAAUUUUCAUAUCAAAAUUUUGCUUGUACGUAUAUACUUGGAAGCUGGUUUAGUGGGUGCGGCUGAUCACGCGUUUGCAUUGCUGGACGUAAAGCACCUUCAAUUAGAUUCUCUGGGCCACCUACAUGCACCUCUUCUCGCGCCUCUCGGCAAUUUGCUUCUGGCCUCGACAACUCUCGAUCAUACAGCGAAAUUUUUCAUAGCUAGCUAUAAAGAUAGUGCCGACCAUUUAACAUUUGCGUAUAAAUAUGGGAGUUUUAUAAAAAUUCAAGAAUUCGUUGAGUUAAGAGAACGCCUAGAAAAUUCAUUUCACUUUGCUAUGACGACGAUGGACAAAAUGCUGCUUGAUUUAUGUUGGUGUAACAGCACUACUUCUUUGCUUUCUACUUUGAAUAGUAUGCAUAUAGAUCCGCACAUCGAUUCCAUUAGAUGGGCAUCUCUUCGGGACAAUAGAGAUCUGGAGGUUGUACGCGGAUGGGAACCGAUCGAUCCAAACGAGACGGACUCACGUAUGCAGGAAGAUACACGAUUGUGUAUGUUAAAGUUGCUCUCGGCGAGAAACGCGAUACUACGGAUUUUGGCAGCGAGCGCCCAGUCGUCCUCUAUUUUUCUUACUCAAAUAUCUUCCGAAUUGAAGGAACUAGCUGAAGAAAUUAUCCCGAAAACUUUAGAGAAAUUCGACACAAACGGGAAACGGAAUAAACCGUGCAAGCUGUUGGUUCCGUUGGAUGCUGUGGAAAGAUUGCGCGAAGCUUAUUAUUCCGAACAAUUAAAGACUAUAGCGUGCCUUGCAAAAUCACUUGCUGCUCACUCUCAUUGCCCGGACUUCGAUUGCAUUCAAAUGCUGCGAACAGCUCCUUGUUUGCAACCGCUACCUAUUCCCGAACGGAACACGCCGGUUUCAUUCAAAAACUUCUUACUCAGAGCCUCAACUUGCAGUGAAUCCUUAGCGAUUAUUACCGCCAUAUGCAGCGUGUGCGCCGUACAAACGCAACCACAUAUUUCGCACAAGAAAAAUAAAAAGAAAUGCAAUAAAAUUGAAUCGGACGUAAUAAAUGAGAUCAAGACUUGGAAGGAAGUGGCUGUAAUACUAACGGAAAAGGUUGAAAAUUUAGAUGCGGUUUUAACAGAAUUUCAGAAAUACGAGUUAAAAACAGGAUUGGACGAGGAUGACGAUGUUCACGUUGCUAUUAAGCAACGUGGGCAAGCGAGUCUCAAGCAAAGCUGCGGAUCUCUCAAAUCUCGCACGCAGCCCAUAUUAAGGCUUCUAAGUAAUUUAAAGAGCUGAAACUAUUUGACUAAUUUAUACUUGUAUAAAGUAUAUCUUUGUCCGUCUAUUUUAUGAUUUUCAAAAAUGUCUUGAUAAAUCUGUACAUAAAAUUUAGCCUCAUUAUUAUACAGAUGAAUGAAUGACUGGAUUUACUGAUGAUUAAAAUACCUAUCAUCAUCUUUGUCGAAAAUUAUAUUGUGCAGUUAUUUUAAUAUACACACUAUACACCAUGAGCAAUCUUGUACGCUUACGAUAUAUCUUCGAGUAAGUUGGCAGUAUAAAAAUUUCGAUUCGCACAAAUCUCUGGAACUUUAUAGAAUUUUUACGACACUUAUAAACAUCUGUCGAUUUACGUAUUUUAUUAACUCUAUUUAUUUCUUUUUUUUAAGUAAUUACUAUAUGUAUAUCGGUACACAUACGCGCACAAAAUCUCGAUUUAUGAAAAGUUAUAAAUUAAUAACACAUAAAAAAAACAUUGAAAAAUAGUAAUAUACUAGUGGAUAUCUCAUUCUUAUAUAGUUUGCGUAUCAACGAAAGUUUGAUGUGAAAUCAAACAAUUAUCUUGUUCGAUUAUAAAUCAUUUAAUAGUAAUUGCAAAAAAGUAAUUACACGAUUGUUUAUUGACAUGUACAUAAUGUUGUGAACGAUUAUACUCUCUAUUUUCUCUUUCUCUUUCUCUCUGGAUCCAUUAAAGUCCUCUAAUUUUUGUCUCGAUAUUAUAAUAAAAAUACUUUUAUUUACAAAAAGAUCAUACACACAUUAUCUAUACUGUUUAUAUACACGAUAUAUAUACAUACAUGUGUUAUAUACAUGAUACAAGUCAAUCCCAUCGGAUCAAAACGAAUCAAAUUUUAUAUUUUCUGAAGACAAUGCAAUCUUAAGAGAAUAUAUCUCUCUAGUAAAGUAAGUUUAUGUAAAAAUUCAAUUUAUUUGAAGGAAAAAGAAACGGAACAAACCUUUUAAAUAAAUAAUCAAAGAUUGAGAAUUUUUAUGCUGCAAAUCUGACGAAUUUAUUCAGAUUUAUGUAUUAUUUCUGUCAUUUUAUAUAAUAGAGUAUUUUUUAAUAUAAUAGGAUUUUAUCCACUGUCAAUCUAUGUCGUCAUACAAAUAUUGAAAGACAAUGUCGCUAUCGUUAACGUUGUUUCGCAGACGUCAAAAAUUGUAUAUUUGUCGAAAAUUAAUUUCUGUACAAGAAAAAGUGCAUAAAAAAUAAAAAAGAAAACGACAGCGAUAUUGUUAUCAGAGGACAAAGAAUUGUCGUAUUUUUUCAUCUACGUAUAUUUCAAGCGAUGUACCUGUAUUUUCUUUGUAGCAGGUAAUUAAACACUUUCGCAAUCAUG